GCAUUAGCGGGCACUUCAGUUCCCAGGUCAACCGGGAUCCUCGGGCGGAAGUGGUGUGACCGGCCGUCCUGGGAGGCUGAGUUGGGGUCCCGGGAUCUGCACGGAGGAGCCUGCCGCGGGCACGCGCCCAACCCCUCCACGUUCUGCGUCGGGGUCGCCAUGAAGGACUCGCUGGUGCUGCUGGGCCGUGUCCCGGCGCACCCCGACUCGCGGUGCUGGUUCCUGGCCUGGAACCCCACGGGAACCCUGCUAGCCUCGUGCGGGGGUGACCGUAAAGUCCGCAUUUGGGGCACCGAGGGUGGCAACUGGAUCUGCAAAUCUGUCCUUUCUGAAGGCCACCAGCGCACUGUGCGGAAGGUGGCCUGGUCUCCCUGCGGCCAUUACCUGGCCUCUGCCAGUUUUGAUGCUACCACUUGUAUUUGGAAGAAGAAUCAGGAUGACUUUGAGUGUGUGACCACUCUGGAAGGCCAUGAAAAUGAGGUCAAGUCAGUAGCCUGGGCCCCAUCUGGCAACCUCCUUGCUACCUGCAGCCGAGAUAAGAGCGUGUGGGUCUGGGAAGUUGAUGAAGAAGAUGAGUAUGAAUGUGUCAGUGUCCUCAAUUCCCAUACGCAGGAUGUCAAGCAUGUGGUCUGGCACCCAAGCCAGGAGCUAUUAGCCUCUGCCAGCUAUGACGACACGGUGAAGCUAUACCGAGAGGAAGAGGAUGACUGGGUAUGCUGUGCCACCCUUGAGGGUCAUGAAUCCACAGUGUGGAGCUUGGCCUUUGACCCCAGCGGCCAGCGUCUGGCAUCUUGCAGUGAUGACCGUACCGUGCGCAUCUGGUGCCAGUACCUGCCAGGCAAUGAGCAAGGUGUGGCGUGCAGCGGCUCUGACCCCAGCUGGAAAUGUGUCUGCACUUUGUCAGGCUUCCACUCCAGGACCAUCUACGACAUUGCUUGGUGUUCGCUGACAGGGGCCCUGGCUACAGCUUGUGGGGACGAUGCCAUUCGCGUGUUUGAGGAGGACCCUGGCUCAGACCCACAGCAGCCCACCUUCUCCCUGACAGCGCACUUGCCCCAGGCCCACUCACAGGAUGUCAACUGUGUAGCCUGGAACCCCAAGGAGCCCGGGCUUCUGGCCUCCUGCAGCGAUGAUGGGGAGGUGGCCUUCUGGAAGUAUCAACGGCUCGAAGGCCUCUGAACCACCUUGACUUUCUCAGAAUCAUGGUUCCCCCCAAAAUGUCAUAAGACUUUUCUAGCUCAAGAAGACCCGGAAGAGCAGCCUGGCCUGCCUUUAACUUGGCUGUCCCGGUCAGACCUGGGUAGACGUGCGCUCGGAGCCUUAGGACCACUCCUUCCCAUGUUGGCGUGGGCCCUGGAAGAACUGCAGAAGGAGAGUACUUGUAGUUAUGCCACGGGUUUUGCUUCCAGUCAGGACACAGUGCUAAAGUUUGUGGAGUGAAUGUACUAAUAAUCACCAUGUUGAUAUAUCGGAGGCAUGUACCUCAGACCUUUCUGAAAUUGUAAGCCUUACAGAAAUAAUCCAUCUGAGUCCCAAGUCUUAUUUAUAUUAUUAGAACAUUCGCAAUGUAAAACAUUUCCACGCUGAGUUACUUUCUGAAAUAGGUCCUGCCUUCCUGCUUUCUCCUGAAGUCCUUGCAUUUAAGACAUUCCCUCAGUAGUGAAGAUUUUCUAGUGUAGGCUAAAGUAAGACACCUCUGCUUUCCCUUAGGAACCUUUGUGCAUCUUCUAUUGCUUGCGGAAUGCCAAAAAGGGAAGGGUGUGAACUCUAAAACUUGCACCAUAGGCCAUGCAUUCUCAAUGGGGCUGUAAAUUGGCUCUUUAGUGAAGGACAGAAAAAUCAUAGAGACAAUGAUUUGUGGCCCUCUAAAGGACUAGUACACAAUAUACAAUGUAUGGUAUUCAGUUUUCAUGGUGAGGGCAAGUAGGAAACAGAUGUCUGAUAGAGCUCUGGUCGGUUGCUCAGUGGUUAGAGUGCUCACCUGUAGACCGCGGACAUGGUAGUUCGUGGGGUCUGAAGGGUUGGCAACGGCUGGACCAAAGAGUCCCAGGUUCUGUUCCCAGUCAAGGGCACAUACUUUGGUUACAAGUUCUCCAGCCUUGGUAAGAGCACAUAUGGGAGAUGAAUCAAUGUCUCACAUUAAUGUUUCUCUCCCCUUCUCCCUCCUCUACACUCUAGAAAUCGAUGGAAAAAAUAUCCUUGGGUGAGGAUUU
Messenger RNA from Pipistrellus kuhlii (Kuhl's pipistrelle), 2213 nucleotides. RefSeq names its product cytosolic iron-sulfur assembly component 1 (gene CIAO1). The record is from RefSeq and is a predicted model, not a curated record. NCBI's taxonomy places the organism in Eukaryota, Metazoa, Chordata, Mammalia, Chiroptera, Vespertilionidae. Gene Ontology annotation, molecular function: protein binding. Gene Ontology annotation, cellular component: cytosolic [4Fe-4S] assembly targeting complex. The transcript has 7 exons. Gene Ontology annotation, biological process: iron-sulfur cluster assembly. The coding region runs from base 160 to 1179 and encodes 339 amino acids.